Molecule: messenger RNA, 927 nt
Organism: Zea mays
Lineage: Eukaryota; Viridiplantae; Streptophyta; Magnoliopsida; Poales; Poaceae
Exons: 2
Coding region: 1-804 (267 amino acids)
Source: RefSeq, a predicted model, not a curated record
AUGGGCGGCGAGAAUAUGUCCACCACCGGCGCUGGCGAUGACAUCCUGCCUGUAACAUCUGUGCAUAAGCCAGCAGGUACGUCUGUUUCAAUGGACAUGCAUCCUGUUUUGUCUGCAAUCGCCCCAUACACAGAGGGUGUCUCUGUUACUCCUCCGGCAGCAUUGAGGGCACCUGGACAUAUCGAAGAGCACACAAAAACAGCAGACGUGGUCGGCGCAGAGAAGCACAUCCCCAUGAGACAUAUUGGGCCACAUGAACAGGACACACCUCAUAUUCUUCAAAGCCACCCGGACAAUAUUGAUAUAAGAUUGAUACCUAAAGUCGGUAUGACAUUUAGUAACGUGGACGAGGCGUAUAAUUUUUAUAGUCAAUAUGCAUACGAGGUAGGAUUUCCGUUGAAGAAAUAUAGGGAGCGGAAGAAUUGUAAAUGGUUGAACUGUUCAAUGGAAGGAAAGAAUGCUGAAAGGGUAGCUGGAAAUCCAAGGAUACGUAACACAUGUUCGAAACGAACACAGUGCAAGGCUGGGAUGAAACUUAAAAAAAUCUACGAUGAUGCUAAAGAGAAAGUUAUUUCUGUUCGGAUUGAUCUGGUAAACUAUGAGCAUAAUCAUGAAUUUUUGAAGAAAGAUACAGAAAAAGGGCAAUUGCAAUGCAACAAAACACAUGAUCGUGAAUAUAUGGAGUUCCUUAGUGCGAUGCAAGAAAGCAGGAUUCCACCACAUUGCAUUAUGGAUUUUGUUACAGAAAUGCAUGGUGGCCCAGAAAACGUUCCAAUAACCGUGCAGGACAUGAGUAACCUGUAAGUGUAUUAUGCAUUGACAAUAAUUGUAUUUUAUAUUACAUAAACAAUCGUAAUGUGUUGAGUUAGAUAUAGUGCAUAAUCAUUACAUUUUUUGACAGGAAAAAAGCAUGGCAAAGGGAGAGAA